Molecule: messenger RNA, 481 nt
Organism: Adelges cooleyi (spruce gall adelgid)
Lineage: Eukaryota; Metazoa; Arthropoda; Insecta; Hemiptera; Adelgidae
Exons: 5
Coding region: 3-407 (134 amino acids)
Source: RefSeq, a predicted model, not a curated record
AAAUGUCUUUUUCGAGUUCAUUUGUUGUAAUGUGCUUCGGCUUGGCACUAUUGAAUGUUUUUUCAGUAGAUGCGACGCCAUUAACAGAUGUUACAUACACUGCAAAUGCUGCAUAUAAUUCUGUAUUACCUGAAGUAAAUGGUGUUUUACCGAACUCAGCAUACAAAAACGGAUUAACAACCAACAAUGGAUUGGUAGAUGCGGCAUCCAACAAAAAUUAUUUAGAUACUGGUAUUGACAGUGUAACAAAGAACACGGCAUACUCAAGCUCAGUAACAACCAUUGAUAAUGAACCAUUAUUAGCCGUUCGGUCUCCCGGCGUACUCGAUGCUAUGAUGUAUGAUACUUCUAAAUUAAUGGGUGACAUGGAUAGUUACGCCAAAGCCAAGACAUAUAACAUGCUCUAAUUUGUCUGAUUGAGAACAUUUAAGAAUAUUUCAAUGAAACCUGAUUUGUAACCAUUUGUUAUUUACUAUAAUUA